This is a messenger RNA of Sycon ciliatum, 2508 nucleotides long. RefSeq names its product glycogenin-1-like. The transcript is spliced from 6 exons. Gene Ontology annotation, molecular function: glycosyltransferase activity. NCBI's taxonomy places the organism in Eukaryota, Metazoa, Porifera, Calcarea, Leucosolenida, Sycettidae. The coding region runs from base 308 to 1402 and encodes 364 amino acids. The record is from RefSeq and is a predicted model, not a curated record. Gene Ontology annotation, cellular component: cytoplasm.
GCGCUGGAGCUCGAGCACGCAUGCAGCACGCAAGAUGAGUGUGUUUGUCUGAAACGAAUCAGCUCCCUUAUAAUCCCAAACUCAAGGGCUUCCUGCCAUUGUUUUUGUUCCUAUCGGCAUCGAUGACAUGCAAAGCUAGUCCUGACUUGUUUGUCACUUGUAGAUAUUUUUCACAAACCCAAUCCCUGUGGAAGUGUCCUGGUGUUGUCCGAUGGCUCCUAGUCGCUGAAAAUAUCUAGAGGUUAGAUUGUCUAUUUAGAACGUCAUUUGAAUUUUAGAUUGUGUUUGAACACAAUUUCUUGGAAUAAUGGAGGCGUUCGUGACGUUGACCACCAACGCUGCUUACAGCAAAGGUGCAGUCACGUUGGGCCAAUCAUUGCGCAAUGUCGGUACCACGCGAAGGCUGGUGGUUCUGGUCAGCUGCGGAGUUCCCCCAUCUGCUCGGGAUGACUUGGCAAGCGUCUGGGAUGAGCUGAUAGAGGUAGAUGUUAUGAACACACCCAAUCCGGAAAAUCUCGACCUGUUUGGUCGGCCAGAACUCGGCGUGACUCUGACCAAGCUCUAUGCUUGGAAGCUGACCAUGUACCAGAAAUGUGUCUUCCUUGACGCCGACACCUUGGUGUUACAAAAUAUCGAUGACCUAUUCACGAGACCAGAGCCAUCAGCCGCUCCGGAUGUUGGCUGGCCAGACUGCUUCAACUCUGGUGUUCUAGUUCUCGUGCCCUCACUGAAGACAUACGAUGAAUUAAUACGAUUGCUGGCACAGAAGGGAACGUUUGAUGGUGGCGAUCAAGGCCUGUUAAAUUCCUACUGGAGUGACUGGUCGACGCUGGGGGCCCGCCAUCGGUUACCGUUCACCGACAAUCAGACUGUUUCGCCAGUGUAUACAUACGUGGCAGCGUGUAAACAGUAUGGCCAUCGUGCGCGAGUACUGCACUUCUUGGGCACACUGAAGCCCUGGCACCAUGCGUACAGCUCCAAACACAGACAGUUGUACUUGAACGCUGACUCCGGUCCUGAUCAGCGAGGUUCGGUUGAGCAGUUGAAGAAGUGGUGGUCUGUGUAUACUCAGUGGGCCGACAAAACCGACCAGCCAUUGUCAAGUGCUGGUCAGCAUUCCAGCGUGUCAACACUUGAAGUUGCCGCGUCAUCCCCGUCAUCCACCAGUACACCGGCACCAGCAUCUAGUCGCAUGGCAAUGCAGCAGUCAUCAUCGCGUGCAGCAGCAGCACUGACACCAGCGCCGACUUGGGACGAGCAGCGUGACCGCGACAGUCGACAGCGCUGGGAGCAGGGCAACCCGGACUACUACGGCCAGGAGAACUUUGCCAACGUCCAGGCUCACCUGCAGAAGAUGCUGUCAAGUCCGCCAAGUGACCAUGGUGCUGGUAGUGGACACUAAGAUGCUGUCAAGUCCGCCAAGUGACCAUGGUGCCGGUGGACACUAAUUACCGUAGUUGUGCAGCGUGCAUUGGCAGCAGCCUGUGCUCUGCAUCAUGAACUAGGCACCGACUAGUAAUAUAUUUGACCGACCGGAGAAGUGGAUCCGUUCAUCUUAGUGUUUGUGCGCCGUCGCCGUGGUCACGAAUAGGACUGGCAUACGUGUGUGUGAAUAUCACUUGUGUUGUGGCUGCUGCCGGUCUUGUCUCUGGAGUGCCACGUUUCCGUGUUCUGUGAUGUGCCGGAAAUGAUGCUGACUCUUGACAUGACACUGGACAGCGCUUCUACACACAAUGGAGUAGGUUGCUCGUGACCUGUCUGUCUUGCUCACAACUGUAUCCCGUCAGUCCCCUCCCCCCCCCCCCCCCCCCCCCCAGCAAUGGGACGGCUCUUUCCGAUGACCUGAUGCCGCACUCCGGGAACACAGUCUCGACGUUUAGGCUAAUCGUUUGGCACCAUCACACACGUUGUCUUAACUGUGUUGUCCUCGCGUCCACAAGCCUGAGGGGUUGGGCAAGAUGGCCGUAGACUGCCUUAGCGGUUCUUUUCCUAGUUUUAUGCGUCGGUGUGCGAAUGUUGAAUAAUAGGUUUAUCUAGAUCCCAUCCCCGCUUCCUUUUAGCACAGGCCAUGCCCAGCAGCACAUGAGCUUGGGUACUAGAUUCAUUUCACAUGCACUCGCAUUAGCACUGUGUUUAUUUUUUAUUUUUUUUAUUUUUACUGAGUGCAGCAAAUGCUUGCAUGCUCCAUGCAUUUGUUUCUUAUAUUAUUUUAUUCUAUUACUGAGUUUGACCGGCCUUUUAGGUGCAUACGUCGAAUCACAGCCGUAUAUUUCCAAUUGUUCAAGUACUUAACCCUGUAUGUCUUUUAUCAGAAUUCUUACCGUACUCAUUCGAAUUUGCCAACCCAGCGGGGAGUAGUAAAAUACCGGUAUCUCACUACUCCCUGGUGCAUAGCAUGAUUUUGGUUGCAUUUUCUAGCGCCGGCGCGCCAUUCAAACUUUUGUUCCCCUUACAUGUACAUGCUUGUAUUCAUAAUUAUUAGCAUGGAAUGUAGCCAGCCCGAUGUCA